This is a messenger RNA of Phaedon cochleariae (mustard beetle), 2262 nucleotides long. NCBI's taxonomy places the organism in Eukaryota, Metazoa, Arthropoda, Insecta, Coleoptera, Chrysomelidae. The record is from the annotation of a GenBank genome assembly.
AUGUCUUUCGCACGAAGUUUACAAGACGAAUUACGAGAGCCCGAAGAUUUUGACUCUUCAUCAGGCUGUGAUUUAUCUUUCGAGUUGUCUAGUGACAAUGUCGGAGAAAUGAUGCCCUUUUUCAGCCCAAAAGCCAGCCAUGGACCAAGAAAAUUGGAAUUUUCUGGAUGUGACAACAAUAAUGGAACACCUGGACCAAAGAAUCAAUCAUUCAGUCCCCCAUACAAAAGGGUUAGAGCCCUAAGGCUAUUCGAUAGUCCUCUCACACCAAAGACUAUCAUACAGAAAUCCUCUUCUACCACCCCUGUACCCAGAAGCAGGCUCUUUGGUGAUAAACCCAGAGCUGUGGCUAGUGCAUAUGCUAGAAGAGAAGACAGACCUACAGCUAAUGUUAAUCCAUUCACUCCUAAUGGUAUGCUGCUAUCAAAAAAACGUUCCAGGUCAAUCAGAUCCCUGGUGGGUUCCCCAGAUAUUAAACCACCAAAAUUUGAUCUGAACGAAAGUGAUGCUUCAGAUAUUGAAAUUGAACAACCAACAAAGAGAGUUGCUCUACAAGAGAAUAAUAUUUCAAGAUACCAUCAGGAAUUCUUAGAGUUAGAACUUAUAGGAAAAGGACAAUUCGGAUCAGUUUAUAAAUGUGUUAAUAGAUUAGAUGGCUGUAUUUAUGCUGUCAAAAAAUCUACUAAACCUGUAGCAGGUAGUGCCUUUGAAAAGACAGCUUUGAAUGAAGUUUAUGCACAUGCAGUACUAGGUAAACAUCAGCACGUCGUUAGAUACUACUCCGCGUGGGCGGAAGACAAUCACAUGAUCAUCCAGAAUGAGUACUGCAAUGGGGGCUCUUUGGCGGACAAAAUCGUUCGAGAACCGCUCAGCGGUCAGGAGCUGCGCACCCUUCUACUACACGUCGCUGAAGGCCUCAGGUACAUCCAUUCGGAGGGCCUGGUCCAUAUGGACAUCAAGCCGGGCAACAUCUUCGUAUCUAGAGAGAAAAAGUUGCACAUCACCAACUACGAUUCGGCGGACGACGGAUUCGAAGAUCUCGACGACACAUCGCUGCUCGAAGAGGAACUGACGUAUAAGAUCGGCGAUUUGGGGCACGUGACCAGCAUACAGAAUCCACAGGUGGAGGAGGGCGACUGCCGCUACCUGCCCAACGAGAUCCUCCACGAGGACUACUCGCACCUCACCAAGGCGGACGUGUUCGCGCUGGGCGUGACGGCGCUCGAGUGCGCCGGCGCCGGCCCGCUGCCCAAAAAUGGCGACGAGUGGCACCGACUGCGCCAAGGCCGAGUGCCCGCGCUGCCGCAGAAGCUCAGCCGCGACCUCGUCGAGCUGCUGGAGGCGAUGAUUCGACCGGACGCGACUCAUCGGCCAUCGCCCAGUCAGAUACUGCAGCACAGGGCCCUUUCCCCCGACAGCUCCAAGACCAAAUCGGAGCUGACGCGAGAACUGAACGCCGAAAAGAUGAAAAACGAGAUGCUGGUGAAACAGCUGAAGGAGGCGGCGAUGUGCAUCAAAACCAUCGCCAACGAGACCGUCAAACUGCCCUCCAUUGCCAAGAUCAAUUCGAGGUUGAUCGGCAAAAAGGUGAACAGGAGCAUAAGCACCACGACCUUCUAGCUAGGUGAUUAUUAUUAUUAUUAUUUCUAUUGUGUUAUCGAUCGAAGUAUAGAGUUAUUCUGAUAGUUAUAUUUUUGCCUAUAUUUUAUAUUUUUAUUGGAAAUGGAAACCCCUCCCCCCCUCGACGACCUUGUUUGUGUUUUUUUUUUCGAAGUCGGUAGCUUUGAACUACUAGUGAAAUUUACUCGAUUAUGCCUGUGAAUAACAGAAUUGGUUAACCUCGGACAAGGUUUCUCCAACUAACUGCUAAAAAUUGCUGCAGACAACAAAACAAAAAUAUUUCUGGAACCUUGAAAACCAUUAGAGAUGAAAAGAUGCUUGAAUGAUUAGAAGGUUUUUGGUUCUAUUUGAGUAAAGAAAAAAGAUUUCACCCUGAACCACUUUUGACAACCUGCAAAAAAAAUGGUGCUUUGAGUUUUCAUUUUCGAGGUUUCAGCUUUGUUAGUGCAUCAACUUUCUUAUUAAAAAAAAAAAAAUGGGGAUUGAACAAAUGUUUCAUUGUGAUACCCUGUAGGUCCUGUUUUGUGUACCACAUUUAACUAUGAAGAAUAAAAUAGAUUGUCAUUCUUGUUUUUUUUUAGUGAAAAUAUACAGGUUUGCAUUUGAAUAUACAGGGUCGGCCACCAGUAACGCCUCGGUCUC